Molecule: messenger RNA, 5991 nt
Organism: Malurus melanocephalus (red-backed fairy wren)
Lineage: Eukaryota; Metazoa; Chordata; Aves; Passeriformes; Maluridae
Gene: RAB11FIP1
Product: RAB11 family interacting protein 1
Exons: 6
Coding region: 89-4237 (1382 amino acids)
Biological process (GO): regulated exocytosis
Cellular component (GO): intracellular membrane-bounded organelle
Molecular function (GO): small GTPase binding
Source: RefSeq, a predicted model, not a curated record
CCGCUCCCGUUCCCAUUCCUGUCCCCAUUCCCGUCCCCAUUCCCAUUCCCGGUCCAUUCCCGUCCGGUCCCCGCUGCCCCUCGCUGCCAUGGCGGGCCCGGCCCCGGGCUGGGCUCCCACCCACGUUCGGGUGACGGUGCUGCGGGCGCGGGGGCUGCGCUCCAAGGCGGCGGCGGGCGGCAGCGACGCGUACGCGGUGAUGGCGCUGGGCCGCGACAAAUUCCGCACGUCGGUGGCCGAGCGGUGCCGGGGCGAGCCGCUGUGGCGGGAGGAGGCCACGUUCGAGCUGCCGGCCCGGCCCGCCGCUCUGCGCCUCACCGUGCUGCACCGCGCCCUCACCGGAGCCGACAAAUUCCUGGGACGGGCCGAGCUGGACCUGGCGGCGCUCAGGGACGACGGCGACCGGCGACACACCAGGUGGUACAAGCUUCGCUCCAAACCAGGGAAGAAGGAGAAAGAGAGAGGGGAAAUYGAGGUGGAUAUCCAGUUUAUGAGAAGCAACAUGACAGCCAGUAUGUUUGAUCUGUCCAUGAAGGACAAGUCCCGCUCUCCCUUUGGGAAGCUCAAAGACAAACUCAAGGGCAAGAGGAGCAGUGGCCUCUCAGACACAGCAUCAGCCAUUGUUCCCAGCACCUCCCACUCCCCUGCUGACAGUGAGGACGAGGCAGUGGAGAAGGAGAAGAAGAAAUCCAAGUUCAAAGCUCUGUUCUCCAAGCCCAGCCUGCAGAAGACAUCGCUGUCACAAUCCAUGUCAGUGCUGCCCACACARCAGCCCAGCACCCACAGGGUUCGGCUUCGGCCCAGUGAUUUCCAGUCCCACUGGGAUGAGGAGGAGUCUGAGACCUCUCCAACCUCAGAACGGUCCUUUGAAAAUGCCCUGGAAGAGAAGCCAGCUCCUUCUCCUCUGUUUAAAUCUCGUAAACCAGCCUUUCUGGACAGUAGGCAGCUAACUCAAGGAACCACUACCCACACCAAAAAGGAUGGGCUCUCUUUGUUCAGUGGCCUUAAAUCCAAAAGUGAUCCUGUUUCCAAGUCUAGCCUGUGCAUCAAUGGCAGUCACGUUUAUAUGGAAGAGACCACGACGAAGGACAAGACUCCAACCUCCUCCCCCUCUCCUCACAAUCUCAGGAGGAAGCAGCUCUUUGCUUCAGAGGAGAACCUGUCCUCCAGGUUCACUAAAUUACCUGAAGAAAUGGGAAGAACCUCUCCCAGUCAGGCUCCCUCUGGGCCCACAUCCUUGGAGACCUUCAAAUCCAUGACUUUGCCAUCAUACAAACUGCUCAGCAGUGAGGAGCAUCUGGACACCAACCUUCCACCAAGUGUGGAAACCAUCAGAGAGACCAAAAAACCUGACCACAAAAAGUCUGCCUUGCUCUCCCUGGUCACUGGGAAAAAGGAAACGGUGAAGACCAGUGAUGCUGAGAAUAUUCCUGACAGGACCCUGCAGAGUGAGGAAAACACAAUUCCAGAAGAGAAGAGUGAAGAGGAGGCCAAAUGCUCUGAACUGCCAGCAGAUUUGGGCAGAGGGGGCUCGUCAGGAGACGCUCAGGGUGUGGAGGAUCCCGUCACAAACAAACAGCAGCUCAGCUCUUGUGAGGAGGAACGGAAAGCUGAGAAAGCUGAGAAAGCUGAGAAAGCUGAGAAAGCUGUGCCAGCCAAGACCAAAGCUGUGAAGCCCAGACUGGGCCUGUCUCCAGAGGAGGAUCCCAAAGCCACGCUUCCUACUCUUGCACCUGACCCCCUCCCUGCUUUUCUUUCUGUGCACUGUAUCAGCAGUGCAAAUAAUCCUUUUAUUUCUAAAGUGGGGCAGAAWGUCCAAGUGCCAGGCUCUGAAAACAUCACUAGUUCUGCCUCCCUCACUUCUCCUGCUGUUGCUGCAGAGCUUUGGAAUGGCAAGAACCCCUUUACUGCUGAGUGGGACAGGGCAGCCACAGCCCUGGAUCCCGAUGGCAUCUCCCAUUUCCCUUCAUCCCCUCAUCUUGCAGCCUCUGCUCCCAAAGUGCCUCUUCCUGGGCAGGCCACUGCUCGGGGCAAUAAUCCUUUUGCUGCUGACUGGGGGCAGGAUCCCCAGAGCUCUGACCUGGAGACAUCCCAAGCUCUCUCUGGCCCACCCUCACCUUCUGUCCCCUCUGAGUGUCAUUUCAAUGACAAUAAUCCCUUCGUGCCCAAGCGUGGGAGGCAGGCAGGGACAGGUUUCCAAGCUGGCACUGGUUCUUCCCUUUCCUCCCUUCCUUGUGGUGAGGACAGUUCCUCUGCUGGACACCCUGGUCACGAGGCUUUGGGGGGCUCUGUGCAUGUGGCUUUAACCAGUGGGGUCACAGCUGUGCCAAACCUUCCUGGCACCGUGUCUGACUCUCCCUCUGGCUCUCCUGGGCUGGCUCCAGAGCAGCACUGGGAUUCUGCCCAGCUCCAGCCUGAGGAUUCUUUGGAAAGCAGCAAGCCAGGCAGUGGGAAAUGUGUGUCCCUUGUCCUUGGGGGAUCGCAGGGUGUUCCAGCAGGUGCUGUGGGUUCGGGUGGGCAGGAGGGUGCAGAGCAGCACUUGGAUUCCAGUGGAAGGUUCUGGAUGGGUUCAGGGCCAGCAGGAGAGCGAGCAGUGUUUGGGGGUGAGCUGGGAGCAGGGGGUCACCCAUCAUCAGAGCAAUCUGGGGACAGCACAUGGCCCUCCUGGAACAGGGAUCCCACUGUGCAGGUCCCUGCUGYAAACACUGAGCCCUGCACCAGGCCUGACAAAGGUUUUGUGUCCCCCUCCAAGUCCUUGGACCAAGUGCCAUCCCCCGAGCUCAGGGAGCAGCAGGAGAGCUGUGCUGGAAAGCAGAGGGUGGAAUUUGUGCCCAGGUUGGAGCCCCAGGCAGCUCCACUUGCUGRAAAUGAGUCRCUGUCUSMRGUCAGAGCAGCCMRKGGAGCCUGCACGGUGCCACCUKGGGAARCUGAGGCAGGGAGGGCUGGCAGCAYRGCCCUGGUGCCACCAAAGCCAGCCCCACGAGUGGCUGUGCUGCUGAAAUCCCCACUGAUCCCCCAGGCCGAGUCAGGGGSUGAUGUUGCUGUUUCAAGUGAUGUAAAACCCACGCCAGGGCUGCUGUUAGCGGGUGAUGAACCCUCAGCUGCUCAUGGCUGCCUCCCUCAAAGCAGCUCCUUGGACACUGUCACUGCUCCAGUKACUGCCAGCAGUAACAGCAGGGACAGGCCUUUCAAAGAGGAAGGUGAUGAUGAUUUAUCUGUCAGGCUCACAAAUCUCAAAUCUGCCAUUCUUGUUCCUGGAGAUCGGGGUUCCAAACUGGCCGGUCUGCCGGUGAUCCUGGAGGGAGGCUCUGAUGAAGAGCUCUUGGGGGACUGUCAGGAGAGCUCCGGGGUUGCUGCAGGUGAUGAAGAUGUCUUAGGGACUGGAGAGCAGCCUGGAGCUUUGACAGCUUUGCAUGGAGAGCAGAGAGAGCUCUCUGACAGCUCUGCUGCAGCCCAGGCUGCUCCGGGAGGAGGAGGAGGAGGAGGAGGAGGAGGAGGAAGAGCUAUUCCUGGUGCUUGUAAGCCAGACAGUUCACUGCCUCCUGCAGUGGCAGCUGCCAGGGGCUGUGUCCAGGGAGCUGACUCAGGCUCAGGGCUGAUGUCUCAUUUGGAGAAACAAGAGCUGGAAAGGAGUGCAGGUGUUGAGGAGCGUGCAGAGUGUGACUUCUCUGAGCCUUCUGCUUCCUCUUCCUCCCUGUCCAGUCCUUGCCAGCCCUUCUCUUGCUCUCCUUCCAUUCUCUCUGACACCCCGAGUCAUAGAGCAGAGUCUCCGAAAAAGCCARCAGCCGAGGGCUUCGCAGAUAAAGCAGGAAAUUCGGGCAAGAAGAAACUUCUCCAGGCACGGGUUUCACCCUCUGAAACGUUCCCUAAGCAAACCCCCCGGGGUGGUGAAACCGUGUCUGCCAAGCACAGACUCCAUCCUGUGAAGCCAAUGAAUGCCAUGGCAAACAAAUCUCAGAGUAAGAACCUGAAUGUCAUCAGCACCAUGAACGAAAAGCUGCUGGAGAUGAGUGUGAAGAAAUAUGAUCCUUCCGAGCCUGCCUAUGCCUAUGCCCAGCUGACACACGAUGAGCUGAUCCARCUGGUGUUGAAACAGAAGGAUACCAUUACCAGGAAGGAUCUCCAAGUGCGGGAACUGGAGGAUUACAUCGACAACCUGCUGGUCAGAGUCAUGGAAGAAACCCCAAACAUCCUCCGUGUUCCCGUGGCUGGGAACAGAAAAGCUGGGAAGAUGUGAAGGGUUUCGGGGUGUUGGUGAGCACAGAGUUCCCACCAGAGGAGGGAGAGGAGCUGGUGUGGAGCUGCCCACAGAAAAUCACCUUUUUCCUGUUUCUGCCUUGAGCAACUCUCAGAUUGAUUAAUAGUUCCAGGAGGUGUUGUAAUGAAAUCACCUUAUCAUGAACAUAAAUAUGGUGGAUUUUGGAGCUGGGGCUCACCUUGAGCAGCCUUCAAAGGUGAUCAGUCUUGCAGUGCUUUUUUCCAUCAUUCCUUGUGCAGCCCAGAGAGGGGAUGGAGCUGGGGCUCCCAUCUGCUCUGCUUCCUUGGGGCUUGCUGCUCAGUGGGAAGAAAACCUCGCGUGGCUGAGAGGUUUUGCUGGACAAUCAGUGCCUUCCUUGGUGUCUCAGUGGAUCCAGGGACCUUCUCCUCCCCAUCCCACAGGGAACAGCUCAUUGCUGAUGAGCAGCCACCAUUUCCCUGAGUGAAAACAAAACGGGGCUUUUUUAUAGCGAGCUCUUGUCAAAGAUGAAAAAAAUAAGACUUUUUUAUGGCGAGCUCUUGUCAAAGAUGAAAAAAUAUCAGAUGUGUUUUUGCACCUCUGGGAUUUACCAGGGUAGGGAGAGACCAUAAAAGGCUUAGAAGGAAGUUGGGAUAUCGACAGAGCAGGAAGCAAAAGACCAAAGUUUUAUGAGGACCAAAGCUUAAAGCUUUCCAACCUUAAUUCUAUGGAAAUAAACACUCCUACCUUUGGAAGUUGUUGGGUUAUUGGGUCGCCCCUGGCUCAGGGGUGAGUUUCUAACUGAGUUUUUCUACAGAAAAGCACUUUAUUGAGGGACUGGAGCAGCUGGAUGGACUCUCACCCUGUGAGCAGUCUGCUUACAAUUGUCACAAACCACUGGAAACUACUGGAGAUCUCAAAUACUGUAUUUUUGUAGUGAAGAGCAGUUUAAUAUAUUCGCAUGGAGAUGUAAACAUUUAUUAGGAAAAAAAAUUCCAAAAAAAUGCUGUUAAUGACAUUUUUAUUGCUGUAAACUGACCUGCUACCAAAGUCUGGAGCUUUUCUGGCAGAUCUGUCCCUCACGGGCAGCCUGACCUUGAACAAGCCCUAAGAGCUGAGAGUCUUCCAAGACUUCAGGUACUUUUUUUUUCUCAUUUUAGUGUUAUUUGAGCAGUGAGGGGGUUCUCUCUUUUCUGCUGUCCCCUCUGCUGUGAAUGAAGGGUCCAAAACGCAGGUGGCCUUAGUGGUGGAGGUUUAGUUCUGAGUUUAGGUGCUGGUUGGCCUUGCAGAAACUGCUGCUACUUCUUGUGCCUUCUCGAGGGGAGGAAGAUGAAGGAUUGAUUUGUUUCCUCCUCGCGCCUCGGUGGAUCUCUGCACAGAGCAUCCUGUACCUCACUGAUAAAUUUGUAUUUUAGACUUUAUUCCGCAGCUUUCUGAUGCUCUGGCUCMGAGAGGAAACCCCGCUGUGCCUUGGAAUGGUGCCUCAGUGGGUCAGAAACUCUCCCUGGUGUUCCUGGWGGCUGUGAGUGGCACAGGGAGCAGCACUGGGCUCCUUCCAGUCCCUGGAUUUUGCAGCACCUCGUGUGUGAUGAUUCUGGAGUUCAUGGAGCUCCCAUUCCUGCUGGGAGAGCGCCCUGCACACAACCAAAGCAAUAAUAUCUGCUCUUAGCAGAGAGGAAGCCGUGAAACUCCUAAACCUCUCCCCUGGUGGCAUUUUUUUGGCAUUUCCAGCCGUGUUUGUCGGGAUGGAUCUUGCCCUGGGAUCAUUCUCUGGG